Molecule: messenger RNA, 759 nt
Organism: Cyphellophora attinorum
Lineage: Eukaryota; Fungi; Ascomycota; Eurotiomycetes; Chaetothyriales; Cyphellophoraceae
Product: Smr domain-containing protein C11H11.03c
Exons: 2
Coding region: 1-759 (252 amino acids)
Source: RefSeq, a predicted model, not a curated record
AUGGCGUCCUACGAGAUGGAACGCGGCAUGAACCACGGCGGCAUGAAGCACGUCGGUGGUCGGCCAUUCAACCACGACCAAUCUCCCGACGCCGAGCGCGAAUACGACCGCCUGCGCGACCUCGCCCGCUCCGAGGCCUCCAAACGCGGCACCUGCUUCGAGCGCUCCAAAGAAGCCUACAACCGGGGCGACGGCGCCGCCGCCAAACAGCUCUCCAACGAAGGAAAAUCUCACGGCGAGGCCAUGGCGCGCUACAACAAGCAAGCCUCGGACUUCAUCUUCCGCGAGAACAACGCAAACGGGCGUGUCGCUGGCGACACGAUAGAUCUGCAUGGGCAGUUCGUGGAGGAGGCGGAGGAUAUAUUGGAAGAGAGGAUACGGGCGGGCCAGCAGAGAGGAGAGAGCCAUCUGCAUGUUAUUGUGGGCAAGGGGAAUCAUAGUCCGCAUCAUAUUCAAAAGAUUAAGCCUAGAGUGGAGCAGGUUUGUCAGGAGUUGGGGCUGCAGUAUAGGACCGAGGCGAAUGAGGGGAGGAUAUAUGUCGAUCUCACAGGUGGUAACGCGCCUAUGCCACCGCAGCAUGGUGGUAUGGGGCCUGGGUAUGGUGGUGGACAACAGCAUGGCGGGCAGCAGCACGGAGGACAAGGGCAGUACCAUGGUGGGCAGGGACAGCAGCAUGGUGGUGGACAACAGGACUAUCAGCAAGAGAUGAAGUUGCUGAAGAAGAUAUUCUUCGCACUGCGGCGGCUGUUGUGUAGGUAG